Ceutorhynchus assimilis (cabbage seed weevil) is the source of this 1347-nucleotide messenger RNA. NCBI's taxonomy places the organism in Eukaryota, Metazoa, Arthropoda, Insecta, Coleoptera, Curculionidae. The record is from the annotation of a GenBank genome assembly.
GACAACACACAAAAGCCACACGUUGGGGGGAAAGCUCGCGGUACGUUAUAUAAGGGCUGUACAGCUGAUUCGGGAAUCAGUUUUUGUUCAGAAGUGAAAGGCUCCUCGAGGGAGGAAAAAAAAAAAGAAAAAGCCGGUAGCCGGUUUUUCUGAUAAGGAACUCUUUUUUUUUUUUGUUGUUGUGAUAUUAGUGUAGAAAAAAAAAAAUGGAAGUGCUUCCCAUCAGCAACGAAACUUAUAAUAAUGAAGAAGAAUGGGACUGUCCGGAAAACCCGAACGAGCCGGCACUGGUCGAGGCCCUUUCGAAACGUCUCGAAGCCGAGCUGCGCGAAGCAAAAAACACGCAUCUGAUGGUGGGCGAAGUGCUGCUGCCCAAUGGGCUCACUCGUCGCAUUGCGCAGCAUAUUUUCCGGAUGGCGGACAGCGAAUUUUACGGGCUGCGCGGUUGCACGCUGUACAUCGACUUCGAAGGCGAAGGUGUCAACCGGAAGCUGAGCAGUUUCAGGUGCGACCCGACCACGCCAGCGACUUUCGAAGUUUAUCUGACUUUGAAGCAGUCCACAGCCGCCUGGAACAGCUUUUUGCCGCAAUUUUUAAAAAAAAUUACACGAAGCGGAGCAGUGAUGAUCAGUCCAGAAUACCAACUUCAAUUGAAGAAGCUCUACAGAUCUUCUCUAAAUUAGAGAGUGUUUAUCGAUUAGAAAGACUGAUAUAUCUAUCACAAUGAUAGAACACAUAAUCAAAAAAAGAAAAGUAUAUAUUUUAUAAUAACCAACCCUCUCCCCUGAGUGAUAGUAUUUUGAAAAUUUAGAUUUUAAACAUUUGAAGCAAUAAAUAUGUGACGACCAAAAUGUCGAGAUAAACGGGUCACAUUCUUCGGUAUGUGAUAACUAAUUUUGUGAUCUUAAUAUCUCGAAGAUUCAAGGAAAUUUCAAAGAAAUUCCCUAGAAGAUGUGAUAAAAUGUUAAUUCAAAUUAUUUUUUUUUUUUUUUGUGAUAUUAGUUGUUUACUUGAGGAGUGGGUGAGAAUCAGCAAAAUUUUUACAGUAUUAAAUAAAAGGCCUCUUCUACCCAGUAGAGGCUUUGGCAGAUUCUCGCUCAGACUCGAUUUAUGGUGAAUUUGAUCUCAAAUCAAUAUAGGGAUGAUGAUUGAUUUAAAAAAAAAAAUGAUGUUUUGUAUGUUUUUUGAUAAUAUAGUAGAUUUACGUUUUCUAUUUUAUAAGUGUGAUAGUGCAGGAAUCUGUACCCGAGCUUUUUUUAUAGAGGUAAUAUUAUGUAAAGUUAAAACAGUUAUUUACGAGAAAAUUUAUAUGAAAAAAAAAUUAAUAAAAAGUUUUUAUUAUUUGAA